Messenger RNA from Clonostachys byssicola, 1197 nucleotides. The record is from the annotation of a GenBank genome assembly. Lineage: Eukaryota; Fungi; Ascomycota; Sordariomycetes; Hypocreales; Bionectriaceae.
AUGGCUUCACCCCCAAUGGAUGUAGAAGCAUCGAUGUUCUCGGCUGGCGACAUUGUCAGUCAUGACGUGCAACAGGACUCAGAUCUCACUGUCAAGGAGCUUCCGCUUCCUUCUGAUUUUACCUGGGGCGCUGCUACAGCUGCGUACCAGAUUGAAGGAGCCGCCUUUCAAGACGGCAAGGGAGAAUCCAUAUGGGACACUUACGCCCACAAAGAACCAAGCCGUACAAAUAAUGAAAAUGGGGAUGUUGCCUGCGAUCACUACAAUCGGAUGCCGCAAGAUGUCGAGCUCAUGUCGGCCAUAGGCAUCGAGGUUUAUCGCUUCUCGAUCUCAUGGUCGCGCAUCAUCCCAUUAGGGGGGCGUGAAGACCCUCUCAAUGAUCAGGGACUCGCUUUCUAUGGUGACCUAAUCGAUCGGCUCAUCGCCCGUGGGAUCCAACCUGUCGCGACGUUGUUUCAUUGGGACCCUCCACAAUGCCUCUACGACCGCUACGGUGCUAUGUUAGAUACUGUCGAGUUUCGCGCUGAUUUCGAGCAUUACGCCCGCGUAUGCUUUACACAUUUUGGCGACCGGGUAAAAAGAUGGAUUACCUUUAAUGAGCCCUAUAUAACUUCUAUCUUUGGCUAUCUCAACGGCACUCUCGCGCCAGGCCACUGCAAGGAAGUUGGAACUGAUACUACCACUGAGCCCUGGCUCGUGGGCCAUACCCUCAUCAUUUCACAUGCCGCCGUGGUGAAAAUGUAUACAUCAGAGUUUCAAAGCGUACAGCACGGCGAAAUCUCCAUUGUUCUCAACGGUCACUUCUAUGAGCUGUGGGAUGCGUCCAGUCAAUUUGAUCGAGAUGCGGCUGAGAAAAGGAUGAUCUUUUAUAUUGGGUGGUUCGGGGACCCCAUCUUUCAGGGUGCAGACUAUCCACAAGAGAUGCGAGAGUACCUUGGCUCGCGGUUGCCUUUCUUCACCCAAGACGAGAUGGCCUUGCUGCACGAGACUGCAAGUAUGAAUACCUUCUACGGCAUGAAUCACUACUCAACCAAAUAUGCCCGGCAGCUGGAGGGAGUCCCAGCUCCAGACGACUGGACGGGUAAUAUACAGGAGACUUCUGUCAAUAGCGACGGGAACGAAAUAGGCCCUCCGUCGGGCCUUGCUUGGCUCCGGCUGGCUCCCUCAGGCUUCAGGAAGCUACUCAACUGGGUUUAG